Bradysia coprophila is the source of this 1433-nucleotide messenger RNA. Its product is annotated as zinc carboxypeptidase-like. NCBI's taxonomy places the organism in Eukaryota, Metazoa, Arthropoda, Insecta, Diptera, Sciaridae. Gene Ontology annotation, biological process: proteolysis. The record is from RefSeq and is a predicted model, not a curated record. Gene Ontology annotation, molecular function: metallocarboxypeptidase activity; zinc ion binding.
UUGGGCUUUAUAAAUAGUAGUAAAUAAAAAAAUAUCUCAGCCGAUAAUCAAGCAACGGCCGUGCGUAUACAGCAUCACUUAUAAGAGAAAAAUAUUUGCUAAUUAUGACCAGUUGAUUGGUGUUUAGCGAAGGAAUAAAAAUGAAACUUCAACUAGCCGUUGUGUUACUGUUGGCUGUCUCUUGCUUUGCGGCAAAGUCACGCUAUGACAACUACAAAUUGUAUUCGAUGCAGCUCAAGACUGACGAGCAAGCGAAGGCCGUAGUUGAACUGGAAGACCACACCGAUGCCUACGAUUUUUGGUCGGCAACCAGUUUGGUGCGUGAUACCGAUGUCAUGGUUCCGCCGCAUAAACUCGGUGAAUUCGAAGACUUUUUGACCAGAUUCAACAUUGACUAUCACAUCAAAGUUGAAAAUAUUCAAGAGCUCGUCGACCAACAAGAUCCAGAAUUGGCACCGAAAAACGCAGAAGGUCAAAAUACAAUGGAUUGGACUCGCUUCUACACAUUCGAUGAGAUUCAGGCUUGGUUAGAUGGUCGUGUCGCUGCUUCUCAACAUUUGACUAAUGUCGUUAUUGGUACAUCCCAUCAAGGCCGACCACUCCGAUGUGUUCGUUAUUCAGAAAGAUCGGGCAACCCAGUCAUCUUCAUUGAAGCUAAUAUCCAUGCUCGCGAAUGGGCCUCUUCAGCCACUGCCACUUGGGUGAUCAACGAAUUGAUCUCGUCAAAUGACGCAGAAACUAGAGCUAUGGCUAACACUAUCGAUUGGUACGUCUGUCCCGUUGCAAACCCUGAUGGUUUUGUUUUCUCGCAUACAACGACUCGUCUAUGGAGAAAGACCCGUCAAUCUUGGGGAAGCUGUAUUGGUACCGAUCCAAACCGAAACUUCGACUUCUUCUGGAUGUCUGGUGGAGCAUCAAAUAACCCAUGCUCAGACACAUAUGCCGGACCAAAUCCUUUCUCUGAACCGGAAACGGCUGCCAUUCGCAACUACUACGGUACAAUCGCAUCCCGUACCAGAAUGUUUUUGUCGUUCCACGCAUUCGGUCAAUAUCUCCUCAUGCCAUUCGGUCACACAACUGCCAAUUCCAACAACCAUGCCGCUUUGUUGUCUGUCGCCAAUGCUGGUGCCAACGCCAUUCGUGCCACAGCUGGAGCAGAUUAUUUGGUUGGAUCGACCGCAGCUGUUCUUUACACCGCCAGUGGAUCCAGUCCUGAUUGGGCGUUCGGUGUUCACAACACUCAGUUAGCUUAUACAUUUGAAUUCCGUCCAAUUCGUGGUUCAAGCAACGGUUUCUUAUUGGCACCAGCCCAAAUCAUUCCCAACAAUCGUGAAGUCAUGAACGGAAUCAAGGCUAUGGUUGCCCAGGGUAGAGCUUUGGGACAAAUUUAAAUUUUGUGACAAUUUUUGAAUAAAUCUUUUGUGCUUCAAAAA